AUGAGUGAUAUUCCUGUUCAAAAGACAAAUGAACCAAAACUAACACUAAAAGAGAUUAUUAAACAAAGGUAUUCAAAAACUGGAAAGAAAACAAAUGACCUUUUUGGUGUUGUUUAUCAAGCAAAAGAUGAAAAGAAAGCUAUUCCAGUUUCAAUCAAAUUAUAUCAACAAUGUGAAGAAGACAUUGAUGGGAUACAAUCUAAUUGUCUUCGAGAGAUUGCUAUAUUAAAAAAAUUAAAUCAUAACAAUAUUAUAAAAAUGAUUGACUAUUAUUAUGGUAUCGAAGGAUGUUAUAUAGUAUUUGAAUCAUGUGAUAGAAAUUUAGAAGAAUAUAUUAAAACUUUUGCAGGAGAAUUAUCUCUUAAUACCGUUCAACUAAUAUCCAAACAAUUACUCGAAGCAGUUGAAUAUUUACAUUCACAUAGGAUAUUACAUCGUGAUAUCCGACCAUCUAAUAUUAUUCUCUCACUUUCUAGGACAAUAAAACUUACUAACUUCUCUCUUUCUAGACAAGUAACAAUCCCAAUAAGAAAAUAUACACAAGAAGUAGUAAAUAUAUGGUACAGAGCUCCAGAAAUUAUAUUAAGUGAUCAUGGGUAUGGAACAGGUGUAGACAUAUGGUCUGUUGGAUGUGUUAUUGCAGAACUAAUCAAUUCUAAACCAUUAUUUUCUGGUGAUUGUAAAAUUGGUCAACUCUUUCAAAUUUUUCAAAUAUUUGGUACUCCUACAGAAGAGUCUUGGCCUGGAGUUACUAAAAUGGUUAAUUGGAGUAAUCGUUUUCCAAAGUUUAAAGGAAAACAACUUCAUAGUGUAUGUAGUAGGAUUGGAGAUCAAGGAAUUGAUUUAUUAAAUAAAAUGUUAUGUUGUUAUCCAAAUAAACGAAUUGAUGCUAAAGAAGCAUUAAAACAUCCUUUUAUUAGUUUUUAUAAUUGA
This is a messenger RNA of Entamoeba dispar SAW760, 933 nucleotides long. RefSeq names its product CDK1, putative. Gene Ontology annotation, biological process: regulation of gene expression; signal transduction; G1/S transition of mitotic cell cycle. The record is from RefSeq and is a predicted model, not a curated record. NCBI's taxonomy places the organism in Eukaryota, Evosea, Mastigamoebida, Endamoebidae. Bases 1 to 933 code for a protein of 310 amino acids. The transcript has a single exon. Gene Ontology annotation, molecular function: protein tyrosine kinase activity; cyclin-dependent protein serine/threonine kinase activity; ATP binding. Gene Ontology annotation, cellular component: cyclin-dependent protein kinase holoenzyme complex; cytoplasm; nucleus.